GGUGCUUUAGACUUUCCCCAGAAUAUUGGGACAGACAGACAUCAGACAUUCGAGUGAAUAGCCGCUCGUGGAUCCAUCAAAAAAGCAGCCCCCCACGUUGCCUGCGCUGCUUAGUUUCGUUGGCUGCCUCCUGGCUGCAUUCUGAAACCACGCUCCAAAAAGCCCGAGAAUCAUCGCGCGCGAUCAUCAUACAUUCCUUGGCGGUUCCCACACCGGAUCGUGCUUGCGCUCCACAACGGGCGCCAUAGCUUAGACAGCGUCCUGCGAAAACCUGCUCCAGCUGUUGGUUAUCAGGCGCUAAGGUCGACGGGGUGAUAAAUAAAAUGGCGACCUCCCAGCCGGCCGUGCCUCCUGGCAGGCAAUCUCGUGGCUUCAGUUUCGGUGCAAAGUCGGAUCGGUCGCAACGGUCCAGCAAUUCCAGCAAAAGGCCCCAGAUAUCGGAAUCCGCAGACGAGAAACAUCGCCGCCAACUACAUUCCAAAGCCGAUCCCAUGGUUGCUAUGAGCGAAGCGCAACCUAAUUUGGUUGCUCUCGAGCAGUCGACGCUGGGUUCGUUACGGACCAUGCAGCAUAAAGAUCAGUAUGGAAAUAUUAUCACUGAUCCCGAUCUCUCUAACCCCACGCGCCCGCGCUUUGAACGUCCGCUUGAAACCAUCCGAUCUUUUGAGGCGGCAAUUUAUGGGACAUACAGCAGUAGACCUGCUUCGUAUGUAAGGACAGAAUCGACUCCUGCAACUCCGGGGCCAGACCAUAGUCGGCGAGGAAGCUACUUUGGAGCUCAAAACGGCCAUUCGCACCGGGGUCACUAUGAUCAGGGCGGCCAUUACAAUGGUCGCGGGGCCUAUUCGCGACCGGACAGCUAUGUCGAGAAUGGUAACGGCCAGUCCGACAACUAUUACCCCUACAAUCAGGGCGGCGGCCGACCGCGACCACGCCACCAUGCACGGAUGAACACCGACCAAAGUGGAUAUUCACAACACGGCUAUCACAAAUCAUAUGACAACAUGACCGCAGCGUCUGGCUCGGGCUCUGGCAGCAACACCGACGCUUACGGCAACUCCACCGACCCCAGCUCUGUGAAUAGCUCUAUCGAUCAGUUCCAACAACAGCAGCAACAGCAGCAGCAGCAGCAGCAGAUGGCCGAAAACUAUGGGUUCCAAGGAUUUGGUGCCGGGCCGAAUCUGAACGGACAAGCUGGCGCUGGGGGACGGAUUAACUUUGGCAGCAAACCACCAGCGGCUGACCCUAACGCCGGUGGCCCUGUUGGCGGCGGUGCCGCCGUCGCUGCCACAGCCAACCGGCGCCAUCUCCGCAAGGCUACGAAUGACUCUGAAAUGAGCAACGACUCGAAGAAAAAGGGCUGGUUCAAGCGUCGUUUCAGCAAGAACUAGUCGUCUGUGAGCCGGCUCCUCACUUUUUCUUACCUUACACUUACUAUUCGAUGCGUGUUUUCUGAUCCGAUUUGUCUGGGUGUACUAUCUCCGCGGCGUUCAAGAGUCAUGUUCAAGCACAGCAACUGGGAUUUCGGGACGGACUGUAUCGGGUUUGGAUUCGAUUGCAACUUUAUUUUACUCUUUCAUCUUUGCAUGCGGUUGACGAGACCAUGAUACAUGGAUGCCUUUUUUUUCCUGUUCCUCCUUACCUUUUAUUUCUCUGCCAUGACAGUGCAUGAGAUACUAGCCAGUAUGAUGUUGAUUGAUACGGGUGAAGUUGUGAGUAAUGGUACGGUAGUGUGACUGGACUAGGGUGAUAAAUACCUUCCUACUU
Aspergillus piperis CBS 112811 is the source of this 1767-nucleotide messenger RNA. RefSeq lists its product as uncharacterized. The record is from RefSeq and is a predicted model, not a curated record. The transcript is spliced from 5 exons. Lineage: Eukaryota; Fungi; Ascomycota; Eurotiomycetes; Eurotiales; Aspergillaceae. The coding region runs from base 324 to 1391 and encodes 355 amino acids.